AUGGCCAUCGACCUUCCUCAAAUCAAAACUUGGAUUGAGAGUGGAAAGAAAGCGAGUAUUAUCAAAGCGCUUGAAAACCUUCAGGCUUACAUGUUGCAACAACAAUCGGAUCACUUUGUUGCAAAGGAGAGAGUGAGAGAAAUUUCUCGACAAAUUCCGAUCCACAGUUUUUUACCUUGUUUUGAUACGAAAUCUUUGGAGCAAUUACAAUUGGCUGUUACUGUCUUUGGAAAGAUUUUGGAUGAGGAGGAUAUUGAUUCUGCUUUGCGGAAUGAUCCGAUGGUUUUGCAGUUUCUAGAUCUCGGCUAUAAGCAUCCAUUCGAAAUUGUCAGAAGACUCACGAUCAAUCAGUUGGCAAAAUGUUCUACGGAUACAUUAUUUAGUAGACCUGAGUUGUUUUUUACGAUUUUAUAUUCCGGAAUGAUUGACUCGGAAAUAUCGGUGCAAAAGAUCGCUCAUAAAAUUAUUUUAACAGUUGCAUCACAACCAGAAGGUCUUAGGAAAUUAUUUGAAGAUUAUCGUAGCUAUUUAAUUGGACCAUUGAUUCAGUACUUAACACACGAAAAGAAGGAUGAUAUUAUCAAAUUCAGAGUGCAUGAAUUACUGGCCUCAACGAGUGCAAUUUCUAAUGAGGCAUUUGAGAUUGUAGAGAAGAACGAUAUUUUCAAACUCUUUGCGGAGGACUUGAAGAGAUCUAAAGAUGAUAUACUCUCUCUGUUAAACUUGUUAGAAAUAUUUAAGCACUAUUGCGUUUCCAGUUACAACAAAUUAGGAGCAGUGUCCCUGAAGAAAUAUGGCUCCUUUGAUUUGCUGAUGAAGAUACUAACAGAAAAUCAAAAUGAUCCCCUGACAUACUCCUUUAUUUUGAACUUGAUUGCUGAUCUAUCGGAUGCCUCCGAGGAUUUAUUCGAUGUACCUCUACCAAAUUCUGUCAUUGAAAAGAUUUUCAAUGAGGACUUAUCGAACACUCAUGUCAGAGAGUCACAAAUUGUAGCCAUAUCAGUGAUUGGAGCAUUAUGUAAAUCAUCUCUUAAGAAUCUUCAGCAAAUAUUGCUUAGCAGUCAUGAAAGAUGUGUACAAUUCCUUUGCUUUUUUGUUGAAUCGAUCAAUGAUCAAAUCGCUCAAUCAUUUUAUCACUCAUUGGGAUCAAUUUUAGAAUCUUCAAGAAUAGACGACGAAAGUGCUGAAAAGUUGGUUUCCAUUCUGGAUAGUAUUCUUAAAAAGAGAAGAGAGACAUCCAUUACACAACCUUCAACAAGUUAUAUUAUGAACUAUGCCAUGUACAAUUUGAAAGCUCCUUUUCCUGACAUUAGGUGUGCUGUUUAUCAUUUACUGAAGGGAUUGGGAUCGAGAUUCAACAUUGUCAAAGAGCACAUCAACGUUUAUCCUGCAUUUUUCGAUUACAUCACCAACAGAAGUACAGAGCCCAACAAGGAAACCAAAGAAUGGAAAUUCAGUGUGGUGGAGACAUUGUACAACACUCUUCAUAGACAUCCCCAUGGCUCUGUUAUUGACUCUAAACACAUGAUUGACCUUAAAACCUAUGUUAUCAGAGGUGCUUACGUGGGUGACAAGGUUGAAGCACAAGUUGCCGUGCAAAGUGAAGUCCUGUAA
Molecule: messenger RNA, 1614 nt
Organism: Naegleria fowleri
Lineage: Eukaryota; Heterolobosea; Eutetramitea; Acrasida; Naegleriidae
Exons: 1
Coding region: 1-1614 (537 amino acids)
Biological process (GO): proteasome assembly
Cellular component (GO): cytosol
Source: RefSeq, a predicted model, not a curated record